Messenger RNA from Aspergillus caelatus, 2019 nucleotides. RefSeq lists its product as uncharacterized. NCBI's taxonomy places the organism in Eukaryota, Fungi, Ascomycota, Eurotiomycetes, Eurotiales, Aspergillaceae. The transcript has a single exon. The record is from RefSeq and is a predicted model, not a curated record. Bases 1 to 2019 code for a protein of 672 amino acids.
AUGGUGUACCCUUUACCACUAUCGAAUCCGACAGCGAUAAGACUUUCCAGAACGUUAUCGGUAAUCCAGACUCAAGCUCCACACCGGAUCUCCUCCCCCGUCCUAAAGAGCUCCACUCAAGUCCGAAAACUAUGGGGAUGUUCUCGCCAACGAUACAGAAGCCUCGAUUCCCACGAACAGAUACGGAUAGCCCGGUAUCAACGCCUUCAUCGAUCGAGAACAGGUGGCGCACCAGCUGAUCAUCUACGACAAGCCCCAGCCCAAGUAAUAUGGGGCCAUCAACACCACUACCGUCACCCGUGGUGGACUAGGUCCAAACCCAACGCCCCGGGAUCCGCUCAGAAUGUAGCACACCCUCAGAAGAGCUUCUGGGAAGCGGAAAGUGCCCGGAUGCAGCAGAGGAUGGAGCAGAUUCGGAAAGAAAUCGCCGCCGAUCCAUACACAGCUCUUUUCGGGAGAAGGCUUCCGCCGCUGGACUUCCCUAGUAACAUAGAGAACAGGAUUAUGUCGGCGUGUCGUUCGAUUUUCGGCGUGGGCAAAGCAAACGAGACUGACAGAACCACCCACGUUGCGCAGGCCAAGAGUGUGCAGGACCUUGAAUAUGACCCGAUUCGUAAUCGGAUGGUUCCUAGGAGAUCGGCCGAACAAACCAACGGGACAGGCGGCAGAGAAUCUCCGGAUACCCUUGUUGGGAACUCCACGCGGUAUGAAAACCGGGUCGGCUACCUCUCUGCUGUUGAUCGGUCGAAAGAGCAUUCAAACGAGAGUGCAAGUGCACCCCAGGAUUCAGAGUCGGUGAAGGAAAUCCAGUCAGAUCCAACAAACAUCCUAGGACAAACACACCCGGAUUCAGGCGAACCUACCCUCAAUGAUUGUCGUCAGCGUCAGAAUUCUCUCGAACGCCCGACACCAGAAGUGGAAAGGCAUGGAAACGAUAUGAACGAACAACUCGAUUCGGACAGUGAAACACAAGCGAAUGUACCUGACAGUAACAACUGUUCCAAAUCUCCAGGAUUUAACCCAGAUCGCUACAAACCCACAAGCCCAUCAGUUCUGGGUCCAGCUCAGCAACAGGAACCACGGAUGAGAGAAGAGAGGGCAGAGGAUCUGGACCUCCUGCGUGCUAGCGACAUCCGUUCGUUGUAUAUUGCAAGGAACUUGAAGGGAGAGCCGGAGGCGCGGCGCAAGGCGCGCAAAGACUUGGAUACUGCGUUUGACUCCUAUGUAGACCCCUUCAGUGAUGUCAGAGCUCAAGAUGUCAGAGCGAGGUUUCAGGAGCCUGUGCCCACAUCGCCAGUGAAUGGAACAACAAGAAGCGAACCCGCCGCGCAGGAAAGCACGACUCAACUCCAUCCAGAAGAAGACAGUCCCAAUAACUCUCAGGUGCCUGUCCAAGAAGAGCACUCGGACACAUUAUUACCUGGCACGCAGGCUCGCAAAACCACCCAGGUCACUACAGGCGGCUCUCUGAUCGGCGACACUUACCGCGUUUUAGCAUAUGAUCCUUUGACCCUCCAGAUCACACAAGCGGAAACGAACUCAUCCUUUCAUACAACGCACGAGUGUCUUCACCCUUCUGAAAUCCUUCCCCGCUUGAAUAGCCCAUCCAAGUUCUUACCAUAUUUUAAAGAGAUGCAAGCAGAUGGCUACGAGAUCAUUUCGGGGGGCGGAGAUAUACUUGUGUUUAGAAAGGCUCUCACGGAGAAAGCGAAGAGCGAGCUUGGUGCCUAUGUGAGAGACGAACCCUUGUUCGGCGACGAGGCUUUACGUCCUUCAAAUACUGCCAACACCGCCAGCCCUGCCUCUGGUCCUAGUUGCUCUGAGACCAAUGUACCUCCUCAAACGAGCGGAAGUAGAGCUCGCCAAAUCCUGCGCCGGGUGCUUAUCAGUGGGUUUGCCACGGCAGCAACGUGCUAUGCGCUUGGUGUUGUCUGCGAGUAUUUCCGAACCGGUGGACAGGAUGGACGAGGCAUUGACGGGUUUACCGAAUUUGAAUCCGAAAGGCGGCACAGGGAUUGA